GGGAGAUCUGCAUGAACUUUCAUCACAUCAUACAUCUCUUGCACAAUUCCCAGGAAUACUGCACCCCCAAAUCAUUAUUCAAAGAUAUGAGCCACAACGAUACCGAAACCCCGGAAUAUCUUUUCCUGGAGAUUCCUGUGAAGCAGGUUCUCGAGCAAGAUGGGAUACAAGUUGAGGAGCCUUGGGGGCGUUUAUAUAUUAAUGCCAUUCAUGAAGGAAGGUUUGGAGACGCGAUAUGGGCUCGCUAUCAUAUGCUGGGCGAUGUGGAGGAUGGAAAGGUUGAAGGCGAGGAUAUGACCGUGGCUGAGAGUAUCAAGCAAGACGCAAUCGGAUAUAAGCAGCAUGACCGGGAGGACUUCGACAAGGCUGUGUCAUUCUACAAGGAGCAUACGAACAGCGGUGAUGGACACCCUGAGGUUCUUGAGAUCAUCUUUGGGGUUGAUAGAGAGGAUGUCAGUGGGAUCAAACUCCCCCCCCCGUUGGUUAAAUACUUGACGAAAACAACAGAGUCGUGCUGUCAGGGUGAUUGUUCUCGAGUUAACGCUGAACUCAACCGCAGCUUGACUGACGCUACCAAUUGAGAGUGUUGUACAUCGUGAUAGAACCUAGAAAAUAAAAACAGAGUAUACUGUAAGUGAUAAAAAGAGGAAGCGCAAAAAGAAAGACAAAAAUUAGAAUGUGAUGGCCA
Fusarium odoratissimum NRRL 54006 is the source of this 688-nucleotide messenger RNA. RefSeq lists its product as uncharacterized. The coding region runs from base 12 to 581 and encodes 189 amino acids. The transcript is spliced from 2 exons. The record is from RefSeq and is a predicted model, not a curated record. Lineage: Eukaryota; Fungi; Ascomycota; Sordariomycetes; Hypocreales; Nectriaceae.